This is a messenger RNA of Poeciliopsis prolifica (blackstripe livebearer), 1028 nucleotides long. It is a transcript of the gene pvalb6, whose product is annotated as parvalbumin 6. The transcript is spliced from 5 exons. Gene Ontology annotation, molecular function: calcium ion binding. Lineage: Eukaryota; Metazoa; Chordata; Actinopteri; Cyprinodontiformes; Poeciliidae. The record is from RefSeq and is a predicted model, not a curated record. Gene Ontology annotation, cellular component: nucleus; cytoplasm. Bases 181 to 510 code for a protein of 109 amino acids.
AGGCGAUACGGCGGCGGAACAUCACCGCCGGGAGCCCAUUUUUCAUCCCAAAAAUAGUUGUGGAGGACAUGUAUAAAACAAAGAGCAGAGCCUCUGAUCUUUCACUGGACACCCCCUGCUGCGCCGACCCAACCCCCCGACCCACAUCCACAACCGUCCACCAGCCAGUAACAAGCCAAGAUGGCAAUGAGCAGCAUCCUCAACGCCGACGACAUCAAGAAAGCUCUCGACGCAUUUGCAGUUGCCGACUCUUUCGACCACAAGAAGUUCUUCGAGAUUGUUGGUCUGAAGUCCAAAUCCCACGACGACGUGAAGAAGGUCUUCACGGUGCUGGACGCCGACAACAGCGGCUUUAUAGAGGAAGAGGAGCUCAAAUUCGUCCUGAAGGGUUUUGCCAAGGAUGGCAGAGACCUGACAGACAAAGAAACCAAAGCGUUUUUAAAAGCGGCCGACAAGGACGGAGACGGCAAGAUUGGAAUCGAUGAAUUCGCCGCACUCGUGAAGGAAUGAGCAGCCGCCCACCGCCGUGACGGAUCGCCUCCCAGCCCUUUGCUCGCCGUCCCGACUCCACGCCGCCUCCACCUCACCGCGGCCCGACCCCGGGCCAGAACCCGCUCCAAGCGCUCCUUCCCUUUAACCUCAGCCUCACUGCUGUCUCCACGAAGUGAAACACCGCAGGCUCGUCCCGCACCGCAGCUUAAUCGUUUGUCCCGUUUUGCUUUUUUUUUUUUAUAUACAAACUCUUCACGUUUCUGUUCGUGUAUAAGAUACGAGACACUCCUGCAACUAAAGUUUGUAACUCUGAAGCAUAUGUAGAUAUUUACAGAGAGCAUCUCCUUCAACCUCCUGACCUGGCCGUCUGUCUAACCUGCUCGUUUCUUCUCUUCUCUGUGUCGACGUCACCGAGGCCCCCCGCCUCCUCUUACGCCGUCGUCCCGUCCAUCCACCUGCUCUCCAUCUGUCACUUUAUCCCCCGAUAGUGAGCUGUUGUACAAAAAAAAAAAAAAGAAAUCAAAACGAAAACACAA